CCGAAAUGGAUCUUGGCGAGUUUGAAACGGACAACUCGGUCAGUUGCCGAUUAUCAUCGCCUAUUCCCGAUCUCUGCAAGAAUGAGGACUGCUGCUUGGGUAUAGAUGAAGCAGGCAGAGGGCCUGUUCUAGGACCUAUGGUUUAUGGCAUAUGUUUCUGCCCGGUUUCUAAGAAAGAAGACCUGAAGGCGUUGAAAGUAGCAGACUCAAAGACCUUAACGGAAACAGAGAGGGAGAACCUCUUUAUGAAACUGGACGAAGCCAAGAGCUAUGUCGGCUGGGCUCUGCAGAUCCUCUCCCCCAAUACUAUUUCCAACAGUAUGCUACAGAGGUCGAAGUACAAUCUGAACGCCUUGUCACACGACGCAGCCAUUGGGCUGGUGCGAUAUGCCAUUGACAGUGGAGUGCAGCUCAAAGAGGUGUUUGUUGACACAGUAGGGCCGGCGGAGAAGUACCAGGAGAAGUUGUCUCAGCAGUUCCCUGGGGUAGAGGUGACAGUGAGACCCAAAGCUGACUCUCUCUUCCCCGUGGUCAGCGCUGCUAGUAUCUGUGCAAAGGUUGCGAGAGACCAUGCAGUGAAAGGGUGGAAGUUUGCAGAAGACCUGGGAGACGUGGACACUGACUAUGGCUCAGGUUACCCCAGCGAUCCUAAGACAAAGAGCUGGCUUCUGAAGUACCUAGAUCCAGUCUUUGGCUAUCCUCAGUUUGUGAGGUUCAGCUGGAGCACUGCCCAGACGUUACUGGACACCAAAGCUGUUACAGUCCACUGGGACGACGAUGAGGAGGAUGGAGAGAAGGCGGCUGCUCGUCAGAAUAACACGUCCGUGCUGUCCUACUUCAGCCGCAAACCCUCACAUGGCGCUCACCCCAGAGAACCUCACCGCUUCUUCAGUGAACGCAAACUACAGAGCGUAGACACACUCUGAGAGCAACACACACACACACAUAUCAGAAUAAUCGCAUUGCAUUUCCACAGAACACCAGUUACAUGCAUAUACACAGUUGAAUAAGAUGCACACAGGUUCACUUACUCAUCAUGAUCUAGCCUAAGAUAUGUGGAAAAAUCUGGUCAGACAGUGAUGCAUUGUAUGCGCAAACAUUGUCCGGAAAAUAAUUAUGUAUUUCAGCGCUGAUUCUUGUGACGAGGGGAAAAAAAUAUCUCACCUUUCCUUCAUAUACUACACAUCUGUGAUACACACACACACACACACACACACACACACACAGGCUCUGUGGUGUGUCUGAGAAGUAAGCUUUGACUGGCUGGUUGUACAGUAUGACCUCAGUGUGAACAGACAUAGAGCUAGACAUACUGAUAACCAGAGUUCAGCACUGAUGGGGUUUUGGAAUGUUCUGGACUGUUCUAGAAUGUUUUUGUGUGAAUGAGUACUAUUCCACUGAUGGAGCUUUGGAACGUUCUGGACUGCUCUAGAAUGCUUUUGUGUGAAUGAGUAUUAUUCCAUUAAGAAAUUCUUCCUUUUCCGUUGAAUGGCAGUUUCUCUGUGU
Molecule: messenger RNA, 1506 nt
Organism: Chanos chanos (milkfish)
Lineage: Eukaryota; Metazoa; Chordata; Actinopteri; Gonorynchiformes; Chanidae
Gene: rnaseh2a
Product: ribonuclease H2, subunit A
Exons: 8
Coding region: 6-926 (306 amino acids)
Biological process (GO): mismatch repair; DNA replication, removal of RNA primer
Cellular component (GO): ribonuclease H2 complex
Molecular function (GO): RNA binding; RNA-DNA hybrid ribonuclease activity
Source: RefSeq, a predicted model, not a curated record